AUGGAGGAGGAGAUGCAGCCGGCGGAGGAGGGGCCCAGCACCCCCAAAAUCUACAAGCAGCGGGGCCCCUACAGCGUCCUGAAGACCUUCCCUGGGAAGCGGGCGGCGCUGGCCAAGCGCUACGAGAGACCCACCAUGGUGGAGGUGCCCCGCGGGCGCGGAGUGGGGCAGCCCUUCCCUCACGCCGCCGAGUCGCUGCCCUACGCGCCGCACGGCCCCUUCCCUAACGGGCCCGCCCGCCCCGCUGCUGCCCUCGGCGCUGCCCAGGGACACCCCCGCCAGCCGCCGCCUCCGGCCCCGAGCUCUUCGGGCCGCUACGGCCCCUGCCCGGCGGCGGCGGGGGGCGGCGGCGCGGAGCUGAGCGCAGAGAGUCGAAUGAUUCUGGAUGCCUUUGCCCAACAAUGCAGCCGGGUUUUAAGUCUCUUAAAUUGUGGUGGAAAACUACUGGACAACAGUCACUCUCAGUCCAUGAUUUCUUGUAUAAAGCAGGAAAACCCAAAUUAUAGUGAAAGACAAGAGCAAUGUCAGCUUGGGAAAAUGGUCCAUAGUCAGACGUCAGACAUUUUAGACAUAGAGAUGCAGUAUAUGCAAAAGAAACAACAAACCUCAGCCUUUCUGAGAGUUUUUACUGAUUCCCUUCAGAACUACUUGCUUUCUGGAAGCUUCACUUCUCAGAACACCUCGUCAGUAAAUGAUUUUAGCCAUUUGGCAGAUGUGGAUCCACUUUCAACCUCUCCAGUACACACUUUAGGUGGAUGGACAUCUCCAGCAACAUCUGAAUCUCAUGGUCACCCAUCAUCUUCUACACUUCCAGAGGAGGAAGAGGAGGAAGAGGAAGAAGGUUACUGCCCUCGGUGUCAAGAGCUAGAGCAGGAGGUAAUUUCAUUGCAACAAGAAAAUGAGGAACUUCGUAGAAAAUUGGAGAGCAUUCCAGUGCCCUGCCAGACUGUUUUAGAUUACUUGAAGACUGUACUUCAGCAUCACAACCAACUUAUGGUACCACAGCCAACAGACCAUCCAACUGAGGGGAGCAAGCAGUUGCUGAACAACUACCCUGUCUACAUCACUAGUAAACAGUGGGAUGAGGCUGUAAAUUCUUCCAAGAAAGAUGGACGACGGCUCCUUCGCUAUCUCAUCAGAUUUGUUUUCACAACCGAUGAGCUUAAGUACUCAUGCGGCCUUGGAAAAAGGAAAAGGUCAGUGCAGUCAGGAGAGACAGGUCCUGAAAGACGUCCUCUGGAUCCAGUAAAAGUAACAUGUCUCAGAGAGUUCAUUAGGAUGCACUGUACUUCCAACCCGGACUGGUGGAUGCCAUCCGAAGAGCAAAUAAACAAGGUAUUCAGUGAUGCAGUGGGACAUGCUCGUCAGGGGCGUGCGGUGGGGACUUUCCUUCACAAUGGAAACUCAUAUUAUGAAGGGACUGACCAUCCAGCAUCACAGGACGAAGUCUUCAAUAGAGGUAUGCAAGAUGGAUCUGGUGAUUGA
Molecule: messenger RNA, 1485 nt
Organism: Melopsittacus undulatus (budgerigar)
Lineage: Eukaryota; Metazoa; Chordata; Aves; Psittaciformes; Psittaculidae
Gene: BEND4
Product: BEN domain containing 4
Exons: 5
Coding region: 1-1485 (494 amino acids)
Molecular function (GO): DNA binding
Source: RefSeq, a predicted model, not a curated record